CUUCCCUCUCCUCAUCUCUCAUUCUUGAUCUCACUCUUACUCAUCUCAUUCUCACUCCCAACGCUUGUUCGAAAACAAGGGGCACUAUGACCGGAGCAGACAGAGCAGACACCCUGCAAGCCGAGGAGAAGGCCGUGGGGGUGCCUGUCAGUGGUAAAAUCGAGCUGGACACUCUCCAGACCAAGGAUAAUGCAGUAUCAAGUAACAUCCCCAAGGGCUACACAGACCAGAGUCGUGUACUGCCGAAGAAAGAGCUGGCCUUGGUAUUCUUAGGGUUGUGCCUGGUUCUCUUUAUGGCCAGCUUGGAUCAGACAAUUGUCUCAGUGCUGAUUCCCACGCUAGGAAGGGUGUUCAACGCACCUCAAUAUAUUGCCUGGGUCGGAACGAGUUAUCUCUUGACAAACACAGCUAUGCAGCCACUCUAUGGAAAAUUGAGUGAUAUCUUUGGAAGAAAGAACACCAUCCUCACAGCCAUCUUCUUUUUCGAGCUCGGCUCCUUGAUCUGCGGAGCAGCCCCUACUAUCGUUGUGCUUGUCAUUGGACGCGGAAUUGCUGGACUUGGCGCCGGAGGCAUGAUCAGCUUGACCAUGAUCAUCAUUUCUGACGUUGUCUCUCUUCGCGAGCGUGGAAAAUACCAAGGAAUCAUUGGGUCGAUGUUUGGAAUUUCUGCUGUCGUCGGUCCACUCCUUGGUGGUGUGCUUGCUGAAAAGUCCGACUGGCGCUGGGCGUUUUAUCUCAAUCUCCCCAUCGGUGUCGUUGGCACGAUUGCCUUGGUGUUCAUUUUGAAGCUGCCGACUGUUAACGGCACUCGCCGCGAAAAGCUGAAGAGAAUCGACUUCAUGGGUUCAUUCACCAUCGUUGUCGGCAUCAUUUGCGUCCUUAUCUCCACCAACUGGGGAGGCAACGAGUACGCAUGGAGCAGUGUCCAGAUCAUCGUGCCCUAUUGUGUAGGCGCCUUGUUCUUGAGUGCGUUCCUCUAUAUUGAGGCCAAGGUGGCAGUCGAACCUAUUUUGCCGUUCAGACUAUUUAGGAAUCGGAGUGUCUGUUCAGCAUACGCGACUUCUUUUUUCAUUGGAGGUGCAUUCAUGGGUGCCAUCUUCUAUUGCCCUCUCUACUUCCAGUUGGUGAUGCACGACUCUGCGACCAAGGCCGGUCUCCAGCUCUUGCCGCUGGUAGCAGGGAUGCUUGUUGCAGGUAUUGGCAGUGGAGUCCUUAUUAGUAAAACAGGACGCUACCGACCUUACAUCUGGGCAGCUUUAGUUAUCUAUAUCGCCGGAGUUGCAUUACUGUCGCUUUGGGACGAGAAAUCUGGCUUGAAUGUGCAGAUCGGAUUCCUUUUCGUCGUUGGUUUGGGUCUGGGCGGUUGCAUGCAGAGUAUCGUCUUGGCUGGACAAUGCGCCGUACAGAAUGCCGAUAUUGCUACAGUGACCUCAAUGAUGUCCUUCUUCAGAAGCAUGGGAGGAGUCACCAAUGUCGCUAUCGGCGGUUCAAUGAUCAACAACGUCCUAAACCAGCAAGGCGUUAAUCCCAACAACUUUAUCGACGUCUAUUCGCACCCUGAAAAAUAUGCCAUGGCCACUCAGGCUGUCUUCCGCCAAUGCAUCGCGUGGCCAGCGCUGGCUCUUAUUGCCUCACUAUUUCUCCAACACAACGAGCUCCGCAAGACUUUGGGAGCUCAGGAUGCUCAGGCAAAUAACCCAGAAGCGGUUCCAGAAGAGAAGUAAGAAGUCCCUUCUGGCCCCGAUGCCAUUCCUACCCCAUCGAUUGCGCCUGAGAAGACGCACUAAUCCAUUAUAACAUAGUAUUAAUAAUAAAAUAUCCAUUCAG
Gamsiella multidivaricata is the source of this 1827-nucleotide messenger RNA. RefSeq names its product major facilitator superfamily domain-containing protein. Gene Ontology annotation, molecular function: transmembrane transporter activity. NCBI's taxonomy places the organism in Eukaryota, Fungi, Mortierellomycota, Mortierellomycetes, Mortierellales, Mortierellaceae. The transcript is spliced from 8 exons. Gene Ontology annotation, biological process: transmembrane transport. The coding region runs from base 87 to 1724 and encodes 545 amino acids. The record is from RefSeq and is a predicted model, not a curated record.